AUGGCGAUAUCGCGGUUCUAUAAUUUGGAACGUAAAUUGUUGAAAGACCCGCAGGUAUAUGAGCACUAUCGCCAGUUCAUGCUCGAGUAUGAAACCCUUGGUCACAUGAAGAUGUCUUCAAAACCGGGAAAAUAUUAUGUUCCCCAUCAUGCCGUGGUGAAACGAGAUGGACCAAAAAUGAAACUUCGAGUGGUCUUCGACGCUUCGGCCAAGUCGUCUUCGGGAAAGUCAUUGAACGAUUUGCUCCAUGUUGGACCUAAGUUACAGACAGAUAUCACCGAGUUGUUACACCGUUCUCGUUUUAACCAAUAUAUAUUCACCGCGGAUAUUUGCAAAAUGUACCGCCAAAUCAGAAUUCAUACAGAAGAUUGUCAAUACCAGCAUAUAUUCUGGCGUGCAACACUACAAGAACCCCUACGUGACUAUGAGCUUACGACGAUUACGUAUGGACUCACGUCGUCUCCGUUCCAAGCGAUUCGAGUGUUGCACGAAUUAGAGCAAAACGAUGGACAUCUUUAUCCGACAACCGGUAAUGUUUUGUCAACACAAACCUACGUUGACGAUAUUCUGACUGGCCGCAAUAGCGUCAGAGAUUUACUUGAACUACAGGACGAAAUCACCGAGAUGCUCGGCCGAGGUGGUUUUGAGUUAAAAAAAUGGUCGUCAAACUGUAAAGAAUUACUCUCUAAAGUUCCAAAUGAAGAUCAAGCUAAUAGUUUGUCUUUUGAUCCUAAAGACGAUGCGGGAGUAAGAAUACUUGGAUUACAUUGGAAUCCAGCUGCCGACACCUUUACUUAUCACACGUCCUCCAUAUUAUCUAAUAUUCAUACCAAAAGAUCAGUGUUGUCAACGAUCGCCAAACUAUAUGAUCCUCUUGGUGCUCUUGCUCCCAUCAUAUUUUGGGCCAAAUGCUUCAUACAAUUACUCUGGCAAGCAGGUCUUCAAUGGGACGAGCCAUUACCGUCACACUUCACUGACCUGUGGAAACAGUACGAGUCUGAAUUGCACAUGGUCUCGGGUAUAAAAAUUUGUCGCCAUAUCCCCACCGAGAAGCUCACUAGCGUGCAACUUAUUGGUUUUUCAGAUGCAUCGGAGAAAGGUUAUGCCGCCGUGGUUUAUUUGCGCACUAUUCACCAGGAUGGGCGUGUACUAAUACAUUUUAUUACUGCCAAAUCAAAGGUUUCACCCUCCAAGACUAGCAACACCAAGACCACGUUGACUAUACCACGCUUGGAACUGUGCGGUGCACUAUUAUUAGCACAAGUGCUACAUCGGUUAACCAACACAUUUAAAGGUAAUAUAGUCAUCUCAGAAACAUUAGCCUGGACAGAUUCAUCCAUAGUGUUAUCCUGGCUCACGUCACCUCAGUCGAGUUUUAAAAUAUUCGUAACCAACAGACUUGCAAAAAUCGCCGAAAUUCUACCGACUUGUCAGUGGCGACAUGUUGUGUCGGAGUCAAACCCAGCGGAUUGUGUAUCAAGAGGUUUAUUCCCAUCACAGGUUCAUGACCAACAUUUAUAUUGGCAGGGGCCUCCAUUUUUAAAAUUACCGGACUCUGAAUGGCCAAUCACAUCGUUCAAACCAAUUCAACCAUCGCACCUGCCAGAUUAUUCGGAUCCAACAAACGCGUGCUUAAUGGUGGUACCGGAAAAGGAAGUUGAAUGGUUCACACGUUUUUCGUCAUUGAAACGUAUGCAACGCGUCACCGCAAUCAUGUAUCGGUUUAUAAGGCAUACGCGCACGAAACGUGUUCCAUACGUCGCACCCAAAAAUAUAUACGACCCUAUCUCCGAUGAAGAAAUUUCGAAUGUGAUGUUACCGAUCAUUCGUAUGACACAAUCAGUACACUUCGUAAGUUUGUUGAGGAUUCUACAAAUACCUACUACAAAGAUAGUUCCUCGUUCAAUUGCCCAACUUGCGCCGUUUAUUGAUAAAAACAACAUUAUACGGGUGGGUGGACGACUCCGAAAUGCAUUGGUAUCACCAGAAACAAAAAACCCAAUAUUGUUACCAAAAUCAAGUACGUUGACUACACUCAUUAUUCGUAAUUUCCACUUGAAUCAUUUCCACGCUGGACCUCAAUUAAUGUCAUCGUUACUAUCAAGUUAUUAUUGGAUAAUAUCCAGUCGAUCUGCCAUACGUUACGUUAUCUUCAAAUGCGUUGUGUGUGCUCGCCAUAGGGCGUCGAUUACUCAUCCUAGGAUGGCCGACCUCCCAUCCAGUCGAGUAACAUUAUGCCGGCCAUUUUUGCACGUUGGUAUCGACUUUGCUGGACCACUUAUCCUAGCUGAGAGCCGUCGUAAGAACUCACGAUCAAUAAAGUGUUACCUUUCUAUCUUCGUGUGUAUGACUAUCAAAGCUGUACACAUUGAAGUGGUUUCUGACCUCUCAACUAAUACGUUUUUGGCGGCUUUACAACGCUUUGUCGCUCGACGUGGUACCCCAUCAGACAUUUACACUGACUGUGGAACGAACUUUAAAGGAGCAGACCAAGAAGUACGUAACAUAAUGUUAGACUCCACUGCCAAGACAACAUAUACGAAUGCGAUUUCAUGUAGGUGGCAUUUUAACCCUCCUGCAGCCCCACAUUUUGGUGGCCUGUGGGAGGCGGCCGUAAAAUCCACAAAAUAUCAUUUAAAACGAGUUAUGGGUACUCAACGGUUAACGUUUGAAGAAAUGGUCACAUUAACAAGUCGUAUUGAAGCCCUACUCAAUUCUCGACCGAUAACUCCAUUGUCUGCUGAUCCUAAUGAUUAUCGUGCACUAACUCCAGGUCACUUUCUUAUUUGUCAUCCAAUGGUUGAAAUACCAGAAAAGGACGUAAUUGACAUACCUCAAAACCGCCUCAAUCGUUGGGAACUCCUACGACAAAUGUAUCAGUCACUCUGGAAAAGAUGGUCAACAGAGUACUUGUCAUCGUUGCAACGACGCACAAAAUGGGUAGACAAUCAACCAAAUGUUAAGGUUGACGAUUUGGUAUUGAUAAACAUGCCGAAUCAACCACCCAUACAUUGGAAACUUGGUCGUAUACAACAAGUUCACCCGGGUGCAGAUGGCGUGGUCCGUGUAGCCACAGUGCGUACCGAACAUGGAACCCUCACACGACCAAUAGUCAAACUAGCCAUCCUUCCUCUUGAUAAGUGA
Myzus persicae (green peach aphid) is the source of this 3144-nucleotide messenger RNA. RefSeq lists its product as uncharacterized. Gene Ontology annotation, molecular function: nucleic acid binding. Gene Ontology annotation, biological process: DNA integration. The transcript has a single exon. The record is from RefSeq and is a predicted model, not a curated record. Bases 1 to 3144 code for a protein of 1047 amino acids. NCBI's taxonomy places the organism in Eukaryota, Metazoa, Arthropoda, Insecta, Hemiptera, Aphididae.